CCCUCCCCUCCGCCCUCCACUAUCCGCGCCCCUACGCCGUUACCGCCAAGCCAUGGCCGCAACCCCGCCGCCGCCCGACGCCUUCGCCUUCUCUUCUGACGGAGAGCUCUUCGCAGCCGUCUCCGGUCGGCGAAUCCAGGUAUGGAGUACAAGAGAAGGACAAAAGAUAGCAGGAUGGACUGAUCCAAUAGCAGCCCAUGAUGAUUCAUACAGUUGCAUUGCCUGCAGCUCUGUUCAGAAGAAGCACAAAAAGGAUGGCGACCUUAUUGUUGUUGCUGUCUAUGUUUUCAAGGCGUCGCCUAGGCGUCGCCUAGGCGACGCUUAGGCGUCAGAGCGCUCGGGGACGUCAAGGCGUCGUCGUCGCCUUAGUUUUCUGUCUAAGGCGUCCGCCUUCUGCUGUUGAGGCGUCCAAGGCGUCGCCUAGGCGGAUAAGGCGCCGCUUUAGUUGAUUUUGGACGCCCUGGACAUGCGUGGGCAGGUUGAGCGGGAACCAGCAGCUGGCGCGCGCCAGAAAGAGGAAUUGGCGGGAGGGAAGAGAAAUUGGGCGGGAGAGAGGGGGUAAACAGAGGCAGGAGAGAGAGGGGAACACACCCGUGACUCCAAAUCGAGGGGAAAAGAGAGAGGAGCUCUCUCCUCUCACGCCGCCGGCCCAGAUCCGCUACUCCUCCGCCGGCCUCCCCCUGUCCGGCCAAGCUCCUCCUCCACAGGCCCUUCCCCUCUCCGGCCAAGAUCCAUCUCCGCCGGUCCUCCCCCUCUCCAGCCAAGCUCCUCCGCCAUAUUAGUACCCCUACCGCCUAAUAAUAAGUGUCUAAGGCGUCGCCUCGCCUCGCGCUUUGAGCGCCUAGGCGUUGAGGCGCCCCCCCAGCGCCUUAAAGCGCCUGGGCGCCUUGAAAACAUAGGUUGCUGUUGGCACUGCAAAUGGUGUAGUUUUAGCUCUUGAUUCUACUGGUGUUAUAUGGAAAAGUGCUUGUCACACUGGGUCAUUUCUCUUCACUUUUCGAAACAAGGGUGUGUUCUUAUUACUGCUAGCAGGGAUGGAGUUAUAUGUGAAUUGGAUACUUGGACUGGAAAAUCCAAAGACACAUUAAAAGCUUCGAAAAAGUCAAUUAAUUCUUUGACAGUUUCUCAUGAUGAGAAGUUUAUGGUUGUCUCAGGUAAGACAACAAAACUAUAUAGUAUGAAGGACAAAAAAGAGAUUCUGAAGAUUCCUUCUGAUGAUGGCCCUAUCCAGCUGAUGUCUGUGUCCGAUGAAGCACACACAUUAGUUUCUUAUACUGACAAUAAUAAAGAAGUCAAAGUCUGGUCUUGUGAUCACCAAAAUUGCACUGUUGUUUCUACAGUCUCUCUUGCCAUGCAUACUCAGCCAAAGACAGUAGAGUGUAAAAGGAGCACAUCAUCUAAAGCCGGGGGAAUUGUUCUUGCAGUAUCAAAGAAAGGUGUGGCUUAUGUGUGGGAUUUGCAGACCCUUUCCCAAGAUGAAAUACUGCCCACCAAAAUUUCAGUAAAAAAAUCACUUGAUAAAAAGGGCCGUGUCCCAAUUAUUUUAGCCAAGUUAUGUGAUGUCAAAGAAGACAACACAAUUAAGGUUCAUGUUGUGUUUGGAUCACUAGACUGUUUACAGUUCAAGAUUGUUGUAUUGGGUGAGAAUUGUGAGGACAUCAACUUGGUUGCGGAAUCUGAUGCAUUAGCUUCAGAAGAGCAAGAUGCAAAAGUAAAUAACAAGAUGGAUGAUGAACAAGAUCGACAGGAGAAUACAAACCUCACUCGUCAAGGAAGACCAAACAAAAGGACAGCGUCUGUUUUGGAUUCUAUCACUGACACAGUCAAGGAGGUGAAUCCAGAGUAUAAUCUAGAUGAACCAACUAUGGAGCAGAAACUCGAGAGUCUAAAUUUGCUCAAUAAGUCUGAAUUCCUUGAAGAGCAAUCAGCCUCUCUGGCGCCGCCGAGUGCAGAUUCAGUCUAUAUUUUGCUGAAGCAAGCUUUGCGUGCUGAUGAUCACGCUGAAUUGCUGAAAUGCAUGUACAAUAGAGAUGAAAAGGUCAUUGUAAAGUCAGUAUCACUCCUAACGCCAGGAGAUGCCCUGAAGCUUCUCAAGUUCUUCGUGUCGUCAAUACAAUCUAGGGGUGCAAAGCUGGUUUGUUUGCUCCCGUGGCUUCAAACUUUACUUAGCCGGCACAUGAGCAGCAUCGUGUCACAGGAGUCUUCUCUGCUGUUGCUCAAUUCACUCUAUCAGCUUAUUGAUGCAAGAACGUCGACCUUCAAAUCAGCACUUCAACUCUCUACCACCCUUGAUUACCGGUUCAGUGAGAUUGCCGAUGAAGAAACUGACGAGGAAGAGGCGGCCGCACCGAUUAUCUAUGAGGACAAGGACACAGAGGACGAAGAAUCUGACAUCGAUGCUAUGGAAACCGAUGAGGAGAGUGAAGAGCUUGGCGAUGUUACUGAUGCCCUAAGGCAUUCAGAUGGAAGUGAGAGAGUAUUAUGAGCGACUGACCUGUAGACUCUUCUACGAAUGAGCUCUCAAUCAUCCUUUUCGGGUCUUGCUAAAAAAUCAUCUGUAAAAGGUAGGAGCUCGAAAGCUGAUGGUGUAUACGAGGCUGCUAUAUGUUGCUGGAUAAAGUUUUGAGAGCCUCAGAUUUUCAUGGAAAACCCAGCUAGGCUUGUACUAUCUUAAGCAUCGAGCAUUUGAAAUGGCAUUUCAUUUGCGAGAUGACAAUUUA
Molecule: messenger RNA, 2720 nt
Organism: Triticum aestivum (bread wheat)
Lineage: Eukaryota; Viridiplantae; Streptophyta; Magnoliopsida; Poales; Poaceae
Exons: 12
Coding region: 956-2485 (509 amino acids)
Molecular function (GO): protein binding
Source: RefSeq, a predicted model, not a curated record